Molecule: messenger RNA, 2694 nt
Organism: Triticum aestivum (bread wheat)
Lineage: Eukaryota; Viridiplantae; Streptophyta; Magnoliopsida; Poales; Poaceae
Exons: 3
Coding region: 98-1045 (315 amino acids)
Source: RefSeq, a predicted model, not a curated record
UUAGAUGUGAGCCCAGACAAACCCUAACUCCCAACGAGGUGAAAUCGGAAUCAAUCGAGCCAAACCAAAUCUCAGAUUCGCAAAUUAUCAGCGAAGCAUGGCUGUAAUGUCGAGGCACAUCGGAGGGCCGCCGCCGGCCGCCGUGGCUGAAACGGGCAACCGCCCGGCGGAGUCGCCCCAGCACGAUACCGUCGGCAAGAAAGCUGACGGCGGCGAGGUCGACAACUUGUCCCCCGUGGAGGACAUCCAGGAAGAGAUCGACGGAUUAGAAUCGUCGACGGUCGAAAUGGAACAAGGCUCCGCUCAGAAAUCGCUCUCUAUCGAGGUGGACCAGGCUGCGGCAGGUACGGACAAGGAGGAGACCACCGCAGAGGUGGCCGAAGCCGCCGCCGCCGGAGUCGGCUCUCGUAGCAAGAACUUCGACCCGCUGGAGGGAAUGAUUGCGGAUAAGUCUGAGUGCAGCGGAGAGGAACUGCCCGGCGCCGCCACGGAAGCUACAGCCAGCAGAGCGCGCGGGCAGGGAUUGACUCUGGCUGACAAGACUGCCUGCGGCACUUCGGCGGGAUCAGCGAGCGACGCCAAGCGCAUCGAAGCGCCGGCCAAGCUCGAGGCGAAUCCUCUCAUCACCCUAGUAAUUGCCGAAACGGGUUCCGAAAGCACUGAAUCACUGAAAGGGGUUGACAAUGCAGAGUUCUUCAUACAAAUCGACACAGACUCUCACGGCAUGGGGCUGGCAGCCAUGGUGGAAACAGAGAAUGGAGCUUCUUUGUCCACCAAGUCUCAGCCGAGGGUUGAACAGCCGCCCCUGCCUGUCCCUAUAGUCUCGCACCACCGUGGCACUGCCCAGGAGCUGAUGAAAGUUACCAGUAGAGUGGAUGCAGAACGUAAGUUGAAAGAGAUCGAACUGUCGAACAUUCAGAAGCACACAAAUGACCGUGACAUUGGCAGAGGUCGUCAGGACACAGGCACCAGCAACAGAACUCAUUUCUCACACAGCUCUUCUGGGGAGUGCUCAGCUCAACUUCUGGAUCAUUUAGGGACAUAAUUGAUGAAGAGGAGAGGGAAGAGAUUGAGCCCCAUGAGUUACAAAUUCAGACAAGUGAAAUAAGUGAGGAGUUUUCCCGUCUGGGUAAUGAGGUGGUGGCUGUAUUGGAGAACAUCAAGCAAAACAAAGACGGUGUCGCUUUAAGAGCUGCCGCCGAACUUAUUGCUAAGGUUUCAGAGUCAUUUUCCCCGCGGGCACGCCAGCAAAUGCUCAUGGAUCCAUGACUGUCUCAGAUGCUUGAGUACAGAGAGAAGCCUGGGAAUCUGAUGAGGAAAGAAUGGGAAGAGCAGAAGAUAAGAAGGAUUAAAUAUAUGCUGCAAGCUUCAUUCGAAGGACGCGCCAGCAGGACACUACUUACUUACUUACGAAGCCUUUGAUCCCAAACAAGUUGGGGUAGGCUAGAUAUGAAACCCUUUCACGAGGACUUCCCAGGAGGUCACCCAUCCUAGUACUACUCUUGCCCAAAUGGGUUUCAUACCCAAAAGACUGGCUAGUUUUUACGUUGGCUCGCCAAGCCUAUCACAACCCUUAGAUAUGAAACUCUUUCACAAGGACUUCCCAGGAGGUCACCCAUCCUAGUACUACUCUCGCUCAAAUCGGUUUCAUACCUAUGGGACUGGCUAGUUUUUACGUUGGCUCGCCAAGCCUAUCACAACCCUCCUCCUUUACCCGGGCUUGGGACCGGCUAUGCCUAGAAGACAUAGGCGGAGUUACGCGCCAGCAGGAGAAAGUGGAAAAUGUGGCGUAGUUUUGGAGUGACCACCGCCGUGUCAGGGGUAACUGCCGUAUUGCUCUACCUGCUCUCGCUCUUCCUUAACAAAGAGAAAGGGUCAGAAGAAACGCCUUUGUGCAGGGCAAUGGAGGCCGAGCCCCCUGCCCCUCCGGAGGCCGGGAGGAGAAGUGAAUGGAUAGCUUGGGCAUUGAAAAAGGUCCUGGCUCCAGUGAUUCUUGUUAGUGUACUGUCCAUGGUACGAAAGCUUGUGAUUGAGAAGGAACUUGAUAUCAUGGACUAUGAGAACAAUGCCGCUGCCAACUUUUGGAUCAAUUCUUUGUCAAAGGCGGUGUUUUUCGCCGUCAAGGAGUGCCCCAAGCUGCUAAGGCGUGAGCUGUGGGCCCGAAUUCUCGUCUUUGCAAUUGAGCUCGCUGGGUCACUGUACCUGUGGUGGAAUCGGGGGUACUACGAACCCGACAUGCCCGAUGCAUAAGCGGUGGUGUUUGGUGGAGUAUAUAGCUGGAUACGUCUAUUUUGUAGGCUGAUGAACCACAAGGUACUUGGUCGCUGACCACAAGGCCCUAACAGGGUGUCUACCGUGUCGUUUCACGCCUGAUCAAGUGGGAGCUAGUUAAUGCUUUUGCAAGACGCCCAGGCCUUAUUUUGCUAAUCCGCUCGCCUCAUGUUGUAGAUACUCAUGCCGAGGAAUCCCGGUCCACGACAAUGACAAGCCUUUUGUAUCGACAUCACGUUGUCUGUAAAAUUGUAAAUCAUUUGCUAACUACUGCUACGAUGCUAGGCGUGUUUGGGGGUGCAAGGAUGUGACGCAUCAGUAUUUCUGUUUGAUUCCCAGCCUUCUGGACUCGGCGAUAAUAUGCACCCGCACACGAUGCUUUAUUCUGCCGUAGAUUUGCCUGACUGAAAGUGUUCUCGUAUC